AUGGCGGAAACUAUUGUUUCUAAUCAGGUUGCAACUGUUUUAACUGGCUUAUUUUCGAUCAUUUUUAGCUUCGGUGGAUUGGCAAAUUUUCUAGUUUUGAUCACGCAUAUUGAAUAUCAUAAAAUCCUGUUAAAGGAUUCCAAAGAUAUUUUCACAUUUAGCUUGGCAUUAAAUGAUUUUUUAAUGUCGACAGUUGUAACCACUUUUCCUCUUUCUUCAGCAGUCAAAAAGAGAUGGACAACAGGACAGUAUGGAUGCAUCGUUUAUGGCUUCACAAGUACUUGGAUAGGACUUUCUUCAAUGUUACAACUAGCUGCAAUAGCUAUUGAACGCUGUUAUAAUUUAUCUCAGUUCUUGCAUUAUACAAGAAGUAAAGUUCGUGCAGUUUAUACUGUUUUGUCUUGUUGCGUGAUCUCAUUUUUUGCAAGCUUGAUGCCACUUUUUGGACAUUCAAAAUAUACUCUUGAAGGAUAUGGCUUGCACUGCUCAAUUGCUUGGGAACGAUCACAUAUUUGGUAUUGUUCAUUUCUUCUAAUUUUCUUUUUUGUUCUUCCUUUAUUUUCAAUAACGAUAUCUUACAUCAAAAUACUCCUUGUCAUUCGUGGAAUGCAUGGAAAAGCAAUUCAGAUAUGGGGAAUAAAUUCUUCGGAAACAUUAAAGACUUACACUGCUCAUGUGAAGUUUACCAAGCAGUUAAUGGCUGUAACUUUCGGCUUUCUGAUUGCAUGGACACCAUACGCUGUCAUUUCUAGUGCGCAUGUGCUAACCAAUGUGAGAUUUGAAAAUGCAUUAUAUGAACUGCCGACGAUAUUUGCAAAGACGGCAAAUGUUUAUAAUCCUAUUAUAUACUUCUUUAUGUACAGAAGUCUUCGUCGACGCGUUUCUUUAGUUUUGCGGAGAAUGAUGAAAAGUGUAACGUCAAGGAAGUCACCAAGUGCAAUAAAUUCCAUAAUAUAUAUUGGCAAAUUUUCUUAG
Messenger RNA from Xenia sp. Carnegie-2017, 975 nucleotides. Its product is annotated as opsin-VA-like. The record is from RefSeq and is a predicted model, not a curated record. Gene Ontology annotation, cellular component: membrane. Lineage: Eukaryota; Metazoa; Cnidaria; Anthozoa; Malacalcyonacea; Xeniidae. Gene Ontology annotation, molecular function: G protein-coupled receptor activity. Gene Ontology annotation, biological process: G protein-coupled receptor signaling pathway. The transcript has a single exon. The coding region runs from base 1 to 975 and encodes 324 amino acids.